This is a messenger RNA of Paramuricea clavata, 1342 nucleotides long. The record is from the annotation of a GenBank genome assembly. Lineage: Eukaryota; Metazoa; Cnidaria; Anthozoa; Malacalcyonacea; Plexauridae.
AUGAGUCGAACCACAAACAGAGAUAGAAAUGAAUCGGGGUUGUUUUUGUUCUUUGACAAUCUUAAGUCGUUGUUGGGGUCAGUUGUAUCGUUUGAAGAGCAAAGCAGGUCUCAAGGAUUGUCAGUGGAGGAGAUUGACGAGGUAGUAGAUCGACUGAAUGUUGCUGCAGAUACUCUUCAAUUACUUAUAACAGAUAUUGAUGGCAAUGAUGCAUUUGCUGAUGUGACAGUAAAUUUGAACACUACUGUCAACAAGGUGAGACGCUUGUCUAAUAUUUUACAACAAUACAAGAACAACACCUCUGCAUCAGCCUGGGAAAAUUCCUAUAACUGUCCAAUCGCUUCAACGGAGAACCGUCCAGGUCGCCCACAUUAUGUUAUUAGGGAAGAGCAAAUUCGAUUUCUAAGAGAAUUGCACUUCUCUUGGAUAAAGAUUGCAAAUCUUCUUGGAUUUACUUGUAUGGUAUGACAACAGAGGAGGAACCAAACUGGGCAAUGAUUACGGACGAUGAGUUGGAAAGAACCGUUCGAGAAAUCCAAGAAUUAACUCCUAAUAUAGGACAUGCACGACUACUUGGUGCACUAAGAAGCAGGGGUCUAAAUAUUCAGCGGAGGCGAGUGAGAAAUUGCCUUCGCUCUAUUGAUCCCAUUGGUACAGCACUACGGUGGCGUUCACCAAUUUGUUGAAGAAAAUACGUGUCGAAGAACACCUACGGAUUACCGUCGAGGGUCCGAAGUGACCAUGGUAUGGAAAAUUUCAAAGUGGCGCAGUUUAUGUUACAACACAGAGGCACUGGAAGAGGAAGCAUCAUUACCGGUAGUUCGGUACACAACUCCCGUGUUGAGAGGGCUCACAGAGAUGUUUACUCUGGAGUACUUUGUUUCUUUGCAAGAACAUUUACUCGAUUGGAAGAUAAUCAGCUCCUGGACCCGCUCAAUGAGUUACAUUUAUUUGCACUGCAUUAUAUAUAUAUAUCCCCAGAAUAAAUAAAUGUUUACAAGAAUUCAAAAGCCAGUGGAAAAACCAUCCCUUAUCAUCUGAACGAAAUCGCACUCCACUUCAAUUAUUUACGUCUGGUGUAAUUCAAAAUCAACAGUCAGGUUAUUCUGGAGUUCAAAGUAUCUUAGAUGCUGGAUAUACGCCCAAUUAUGGGUUUGAUCCGUCUGGUCCAUUAUCUGUGGAGGACGAUGACUAUCAAGUUGUAGUUCCAGAAACAAACAUCCAAAUUUCUAGUGAACAGAUGACAAAUUUGGCAAACCAAUGCAACCCUUUGCAAGAAGAUGGUACAAAUGGUCAAAAUACGUAUCUUCAGUGUCUUGCAAUUUUAAAUUCUAUGAUUUAA